Molecule: messenger RNA, 1917 nt
Organism: Aureococcus anophagefferens
Lineage: Eukaryota; Pelagophyceae; Pelagomonadales; Pelagomonadaceae
Exons: 1
Coding region: 1-1917 (638 amino acids)
Biological process (GO): cilium movement; outer dynein arm assembly
Cellular component (GO): outer dynein arm
Molecular function (GO): dynein heavy chain binding; dynein light chain binding
Source: RefSeq, a predicted model, not a curated record
AUGUACCAAGAGCCCUACCGACUCAUUAAAGUGCCUGCGAAUCAACUGAAGCUGACCGAGGCGGAACUCAAAGAAGAACACACCCGAGUGCUAACGGCGAAUGACCCCAACGUGCCCAAUAAUAUUACGAAAUAUAACUACCACAGUCGCUGUUACAAAGUUGAUCCCCCUGGGGGGCAAGAUAAUUUAGCUAUCCAUUUCUCUCUCGAGGGCUGCUCUUUGCACCGAGACAGCAACGAGGCAAAAGAGCAGGCAACUUACUACCUCAAAUACAAAGAAGACCUGGCAGAAGCAAAGAAGCUGAUAGUCGAGGAACACGGAAAAGAUGAAGAUGAGGAUGAUUUAUUUGAAAAUAGGAAAAACCAGUUCAAUUAUUCAGAAAGAGCGGCCCAAACCUUUAACAAUCCUUUAAGGGAGCGUUGCAUUUCUACGAAACCACCCGCCGUGGUCAACUUUUCUGGGACAGUUUCACAGUGGGAAAUAUAUGACAGGUACAUGAGCGACUAUGCAAUGCAAAUGGCUGAGCAGGAACUCCUAAAAAGUCAGGAGAAGAAAAAGACAGGGAUCGGGUCUACCUCAAACGGUGGAUUGCAGAAUACGACGGUGUCAAAAGAAGAUGACAUGGUGCACUCUCAGCGCAUGGGAAAUGCACUGAAGAUCCUUGAGCGCAUGGUGAAUCAAAACGCAGAUGAUGAGAUAUUUCAGGACUUUAAAUACUGGGAGGACGCGUCGGAUGCCUUCCGCGAUGGCGAGGGGUCUCUGCUACCUCUCUGGCGCUUCCACACGGAGCGAUCGAAGCGCAAGCAAGUAACUGCGUUGGCGUGGAAUCCGAAGUACCCUGAUCUCUUUUCCGUCGGAUAUGGUUCCUACGACUUCAUGCGCCAGGGAAGUGGUAUGGUGUGUUGCUUUUCCCUGAAGAAUACGAGCUAUCCCGAGUAUACUUUUACAACAGAAAGUGGGGUCAUGUGUCUGAACUUCCACCCAGAGCACUGUUCGCUACUCGCAGUCGGUUGCUAUGACGGUAUUGUUAUGGUAUACGAUGUGAGACACAAAGGCAACCGGCCGAUCUACGCGUCUUCAAUAAAAACGGGGAAGCACACUGAUCCAGUGUGGCAGGUGCAAUGGCAGAUAGAGGAUCUUGCGAAGGAGUUGAAUUUCUUCUCCAUCUCUUCAGACGGUCGAGUUGCCAACUGGACCAUGUCAAAAAACGAAUUGAAAAUGGAACCAGUGAUGCAGUUAAAAUUGGUCAGCACAUCGAAGGACGAUCCGGAGGAGACACUGUUAUCCGGUCUAGCAGGCGGUUGUUGCUUUGACUUCAAUCGCGUCUCCGAGCACCUCUUCAUUGUCGGCACAGAGGAGGGAAAAAUUCAUAAGUGUUCAAAAGCCUAUUCAGGUCAAUAUCUAGAGACCUACCUUGGUCACCACAUGGCUGUCUACACAAUUCGAUGGAACCCGUUUCAUCCUCGGGUAUUUAUAUCAUGCUCGGCUGAUUGGACAGUCAAGCUAUGGGAUCAUAAUGUCCCGACCGCGAUCAUGUCGUUCGAUUUGGGGAAUGCGGUUGGAGAUGUUGCAUGGUCUCCGUAUUCUGCGACUGUCUUUGCAGCAGUGACAUCUGAUGGGAAAGUACAUAUCUUUGAUCUUGCUGAAAAUAAGCAUGAGCCUCUAUGCGAGCAAAAAGUUGUCAAACGCGCCAAACUCACACAUGUGGUCUUUAAUCAGCGGGAUCCCAUCCUCAUAGUGGGCGACGAUCGUGGAGGUUGCAAUUCAUUGAAGCUUUCACCAAACCUAAGGCUAAUUCACGAUCCCUUGGGCGAGGAGGCCAGUGCUGGGCUGACAAAAGAAGUCACGACGCAACGUCAGAUCGACAAUAUGGAUCGUCUCCUAGCCUCUGUCGACACGAAGCCUGUUGGUCAGUGA